CACAGACUGUAUCCAUCACUGCUGAACACAGACAGGUACGAGGUUUGUGUGGCGGACCGCACCACAGGAGAAACGCUUCACACAGCAGCAGUCUAUCAUCCCGACAGUGUCACUCAGUCAGAAGCGUCAGCUGGGAGCCGUGACGUCCGAAUGAAAGCACAGAUAAUUCUCUUGGAGCUGCAAAGGCAAGAGCUUCUUUCUAUUAAUGAGAAAUGGGCGAAAGAGUACCGCACCAUGGUACGGUACUACAAAGAGAGGGUCCAGGACUUAGAAGCAUUACUGCAACGUAAGACGUGUGAAGAGGGAGAAAAUAACAUCACAUCAUCCAAGCAAGUCAAAGAUAAAGAGAACGCUUUGAAGGGAGACGAGCUACUGAAAGCAGAAAAAGAGGCGGAAGAGCUGCGAGCACGAAACAGCACUUUGACACGAAAAGCGCAGCAUCAGCACGACGAGAUCAGACGAUUGAACAAGGCUCUACAGGAGGCGCUUCAGACUGCUCAACCUCUCAGUGUGAGCAGUGAAACACUACAGGAUGUCUGGAAACAUCAGGCCGAAGUCUACAAGGAGGACUUUUUGACGGAGCGCAGGGACAGGGAGAAGCUGAAGGACAAGUAUCUGGAGCAAGAGAAGAAGUUUAGGAAAGUUCACAGUGAGCUACGCGUCCUCAAAUCUCAGGUGACGUGGACUCCGCCACCGCAGCCUGUGCUCAAAAGCAGCACCACAAAUCAAGCCGCAUGUCCACACUGGGAGCUCCGCCAGAUUGACCAGCACCACGUCCAGCUGCAAAGACGCAACACGCUCAGCAAACCGUGACAAUCGACGACGUCCUCGCUCUUUUGUGUGAUAAUAUGUGUUGAAGGUCUACGAUCACAGAUCAUCAUUAGCGGGGUGAGACUUUUCUAGUUUAUCAAGGAAGUGAGCUCUGUUCUGUUUCAGUCCUCGGGCCGACUUCAGGUAGUUCUUGUCGUGGUCGUAACGAGGCCAAUCCACCAGUCCGGGCCCACUGGGAGUCCUGGGAAGCAAACACGUAUAAAUACACUUGAACAGCCUGUGAAAUAGAAGUGUGACCCUGUAGUUUAAACACUUCCCAAGAGGAGAAAAGCAGAAUAGAGGGGAAUAAAAAACACUCUACCCAUUGCGUGCAAAGCUUGCUUAGUUCCUCCUCUCCACACAGGUCCUGAGGGAGAUAUCAGUAUUGCACUGCCCAAACACUAUUGACUUUAUCAAAGGUGCAACAUGAAUGAAGGAUCUUCCUGUUUCAAGUACCUGUAACCACAGCGUGCCCAGUGCAAAAAGAGGAUCCAAGAGACAACAGAAGGUCAUCAUAGUGGUCAGCUUUGACAUAAGUUAGUCUUGUCCCGCCGGGCAUCAGAGGAGAAUGCUGACACCCGUAGACGUACGCAGGCCGCAGAGCACCUGCAUCUAUCUGGAAGAAUCAAAACGCAAGUCAUGUUGUGUGACGACAAGGAGGGCUGCGAUUUAUUCUGACUCGCAAUAAAGCACCUCUGUGGUAUGCAGACACUUUAAGAACUGGAAGAACGAGGACCGAGUAUCUCAGUGAAAGCGUCCCGCACGUUCUCUGGAGAGUCGUCCUGUAGCAGGUGUUCAUUCAGUAUGACCUCAUUCACACCUGAGGCCUGUCAGAGGAAAGAUAGAGGUGGUGGGAGAAGACGAAGAAAUAUAUAGGAACAUUUAUUUUUACAGUAUAUUUAAAAAGGUUUAUUUUUUUUCCCUGUUUCUUGUUUAUUUAUC
This is a messenger RNA of Anarrhichthys ocellatus (wolf-eel), 1752 nucleotides long. RefSeq names its product TNFAIP3-interacting protein 3. Bases 151 to 813 code for a protein of 220 amino acids. The transcript has 9 exons. The record is from RefSeq and is a predicted model, not a curated record. NCBI's taxonomy places the organism in Eukaryota, Metazoa, Chordata, Actinopteri, Perciformes, Anarhichadidae. Gene Ontology annotation, biological process: regulation of transcription by RNA polymerase II; cellular response to lipopolysaccharide.